Gossypium raimondii (Peruvian cotton) is the source of this 996-nucleotide messenger RNA. RefSeq lists its product as uncharacterized. The transcript has 2 exons. The coding region runs from base 1 to 996 and encodes 331 amino acids. NCBI's taxonomy places the organism in Eukaryota, Viridiplantae, Streptophyta, Magnoliopsida, Malvales, Malvaceae. The record is from RefSeq and is a predicted model, not a curated record.
AUGAGAGUAGUUGGAUCAUUUGAACUGAAUGUGAUUACAUCAGUUACUACUCAGGUAUCUUCUUUAGCCAACAUGAUAAAUACGAUGCAAAAGUCUAGUGAGGUGAAAGAGCUGAAAGCAACUAGGUUAUCUUGUGUUUACUGUGGUGAGGAUCACAUUUUUAAAGAGUGUCCCUCAAACCCAGCAUUUGUCUACUAUAUGGGCAACUUGAAUAUGAACAACAACCCUUAUUCCAACACGUAUAAUCUUGAUAGAGUUGACAAGGGUGUUGCUGAAACAACGAAUUUAGAAUCUAAUCAAAGCAAAACUCUUGAACAAUACAAGAAGAGUAACACAAAUGUGAAAAUUGGACCAAGUAAUGCCAAAGCAAAUUCAAAUAGCAUUGGUGAACAUAAUUCCUGGUGGGCAAGAAAGUCACUACAACCUGAAAUUCACGCAUCCCUACCAUUUCCCCAACGAUUUCAGAAUCACAGAUACGACCAACAAUUCAGGCAAUUCUUGGAUUUCCUUAAGCAACUUCACAUCAAUAUACCUUUGGUGGAAGCCUUGGAGCAAAAUCCUAACUAUGUCAGGUUUAUGAAAGACAUACUUCCAAGGAAGAGACAAUUGAGAGAAUUCAAAAUAGUCGCAAUGAAUGAAUGGUGCACUGCUAUGCUGACAAAUAAAUUGCCUCCAAAGUUCAACGACCUAGAAAGCUUCACAAUACCUUACUCAAUUGGUAACAAAUUUUUUGUGAAGGCCUUGUGCGAUUUAGUAGCGAGCAUAAACCUUUUGCCCAUGUCCGUGUUCAAAAAUUUGGGAAUUGGUGAAGUAAGACGCACCACUAUGACCUUGCAAUUGGUAGAUCAAACAUAUGUACACCCAGAAGGUAAAAUAGAAGAUGUCCUGGAAAGGGUAGAUAAAUUCAUUUUUCUUGCUAAUUUCAUUGUAUUAGACUGUGAAGCUGACAAAGAUGUGCCUAUUAUUCUAGGUAGACUUUUUCUUACAAUAGGAUGA